AUGAACAAUAAUAAUUCCAUAUUUGAAAACGAGAAUCCAAUAUUAUAUAAUACCAAUGAAGGAGAAGAAAAUCGAAGCUCAUUAGACGAAUUAACAAUAAAAGAACAUAUAUAUAACAAAAGUGAUUUAUGUGAUAUAUAUUAUGAAGAAGAUAAAAUUAAUGUAGAUGAGAUAUUCGAUUUAUUAAGAGAUAUAAAAGAUCCAGAAUAUUCUUAUACAUUAGAAGCUUUAAAAAUUAUAGAGAAAAAAAAUAUUCAUAUAAAUUAUCAAGAAAAAUUAAUUACAGUUUAUUUUACGCCUACCAUACCUAAUUGUUCUUUAGCAACACUUAUAGGAUUAAUGAUAAGUAUAAAAUUACAAUAUUCAUUAUGUAAUAAUUAUAAAACUAAUAUUUAUAUAUAUCCUGGAUCACAUAAUUCAGAACAUUCAAUAAAUAAACAACUAAAUGACAAGGAAAGAAUAGCAGCAGCUAUAGAAAAUAAACAUUUAUUUAAUGUUAUCAAAAAUAGUAUUAAUUAUCAUUAUCCACUUAUUAAAUUUUGA
This is a messenger RNA of Plasmodium adleri (nom. inval.), 543 nucleotides long. RefSeq names its product conserved Plasmodium protein, unknown function. Lineage: Eukaryota; Apicomplexa; Aconoidasida; Haemosporida; Plasmodiidae. Gene Ontology annotation, biological process: iron-sulfur cluster assembly. The transcript has a single exon. The coding region runs from base 1 to 543 and encodes 180 amino acids. The record is from RefSeq and is a predicted model, not a curated record.